This is a messenger RNA of Pocillopora meandrina, 9317 nucleotides long. NCBI's taxonomy places the organism in Eukaryota, Metazoa, Cnidaria, Anthozoa, Scleractinia, Pocilloporidae. The record is from the annotation of a GenBank genome assembly.
AUGACUGAAAACAGUAGUGAUGGUUUUGUUCGCCCUUUGUGGCUCACUGAUCCACCGAUGGAAGGCCAAGAAGCGUUUUUCGAAGGCGUUCCAAUGGUCGAACUUGAAGUAAAAACGAUGACGGCGCCUGAACAGAAUCGUCCAAGCGUUAGAUCGUUAUCACAUAAAGUUAACGAGCCGAAAGAAACAAAUGGCUUUAUGGUUAACCAUGAAAGUAAAUUGGAAGAAUCGUUGUUAAGGGCAGUUCAAGAGGAAAACCUCGAGGUUGUCGAGGUUCUUAUCGAUCACUAUCUGCAGUUGUUUAAUUUAGAAGAAUUAUACGAUAAUUCCGUGUCCUCUGAAGCGACGCAAACCAGAAAAACGCCGGUUAAUUUUCUGCCGCUUGUGGUCGCCGCGCACUUAGGGAACUAUAAUGUUUUGAAAUUGUUUAUUUCUAAAGGUUUUAAUUUGGAAAAACCUCACGAUAUACACUGCGAGUGUGACCGCUGCCAAGAAGACUAUUUCAGGCAGUCACAAAAAAGACUGGACAUUUAUAGAGCUAUGGCGAAUCCAAUGUGGAUCUCUUUAACAGGAACAGAUCCAUUUCUGACCGCUUUCAAACUCAGUAAGGAUUUAAAAUCAUCCGCCAAGCAAGAAGAUGAAUUUGAAAAAGAUUAUCUGGCUCUGUCGCUUCAAUGUGGCCAAUUUGCUUUGGGACUUUUGGACGAAUGUAAAACCUCUAAGGAACAGACCACCGUUUUAAAUUUCCCCGGAAGCGAGGCCUCGAAAGGAGAGUUCUGCGAGGAAUCGUUGGGUUUAGUACAUAGCGCUAUUGCAUACGGUCAAAAAGAGGUAGGUACUACAGUAUUGAUGUAAUCGAAUUACCUCUAAUCGAGAAUGAGUAUUUACGAAACAGGUACUUUAUGGAGAAGACUGACGAAGCUAUGUAUUUAUUUCAAUAAAUCUUAAUGUUUGCCAAGUCUGUUUUUAUCUUGGCGAUAUUAAACCGGUUACUCGGAGGUGGGCAUAUGUCAUCGCAUUACCAAACGGCAACAAAUUAUAUUUUCAGUACCAGAGCAGGUUUUGCAAGUUUUUUGUUUUGUUUUGGAUUUUUGAUGCUGAAUCCAACUUUGGUUUAUAAUACAGAAAGAGAAAAAAAUCGUAAACGUCUCCGCUCUUGACAAGCGAGGCAAUUUUCUAAAGAGUAAAUUUGCAUACAGCAAUUGUUAGUUCUGUUCUUGGCAAAAUUUAAAGGAAUCAUGACAAAUUGAACGCAAAAAGAUCUCUUUCUUAAUGUGUUUAAUAUCUUUGCGAACACCUUAUACUUGACACAUCGAAAGGAAACCUUUCGAAUAACGCCGGAUUUCCAUUAACCGCCAUUGUACAAAGCCAAGGGAACUGAAAAAAACAUGUUUAAUUUUACUUCUUUUGGAAAUGUUUUGUGCAUUCAGCUUGGAACAGCAGGAAAGCAAAAGUUAUUAAACAAAGUAAAGUCACCUAAAGACGAUUCCCGUUACAUUUUCUUGGCAAGAAGAUUCGAUUGAAACUUGUUGAAAUUGCUAAGACAGAAUUUACUGUCAAAAUAAAUAGAGAAGGAAAAUAGACGCAAAUACUGACUCGCCGAAAGAAAACGUCUUAAAAUACGAAAUUAAGACUAUUUGUACAGUGCAAGUUAAGUGUUAACCUAAAUUAGUAUUUAGUAAAUGCUUUACGGUAUACGCAUAAAAAAUUUUACGAAAUUCAAAUUUAAGUUAGCCGCUAAGCGCAACUUAGAACAAAGUUCACUGAAGCAGGAAUUCGCCAAGACAAGUUAGAACAAGAAGCUAUUGAUACAGAAUCUUUGAUUUCUCGCUGCAUAUUCUUGUUUGAAAUUAUGUUCGCUUACGGCCUGUUAAAUAAAACUAGCGAUGCGGUAUAUUAUCAAUCAAAAGGCAAGAAGCAGGUGUCCACUAUUGUAAGAUUCGACUAAAUUGAUUCUACGCACCAGAUAGAAUGAAAAGACUCAAGAUAUGAAUAAUUGUAAUUUUUUCUUGUCUGUAUUAACGCCAAAAAACAUAUUCUUUUUCAAAGGGAAAUGAGAAUUACUCACUUGUGGCUUAGUAAAUCCCUUUUUAGCGAGCCGAACUUGCUAAUUACCGCUGAAUCUUAGCAACGCUGCGAGGAAUAUUUGUUGCAACGGAAGCGGAGGAACCGCAACAGCAGCAGGGGUAAAUUUCGAAACGGGUGAAUCAUAAUUAUGGAAACCAUUAAUAUUUAUGUGCUCUUUGGUAAACAUGUUUCAAAUGUUGCUUCUAUGCUUGAAAGGAAUAUAAGUGUGUUUUACUAAUAUCAGAUUAUGGUUUUCAUUGCGUUUUUAGAUAAUCCCAAGAUCGUUUCCAUCAAAAUCUUGAAUUAAACUUGUUAUAUAUAUAUAUAUAUAUAUAUAUAUACAUUUAAAAAGGGCAAUAUCUAUUUUGAUAAAUUUAUUUUGAUCUGAGAUUACUAAGAAUUUAGCGUUAAUUCAUCAAAUGUGCUGAAAUUGUAAAAAUAACACAUAACUAAUCCUUUUUUUAUCUUUAACCCUGGCAGAGUGCUUGGACUGAUAUGUCAAUCCUGUGCUGGUUGUAUUUUUCAUUUUCGGACUUAUUACCAUCGAAAUAGAUUCCCGUGAAGCUGUCAAAAUUACACAAACCCCACAUUAAAUUGUUCGUUUCUACGAGAAAUUUGAGUUUUAUAACGGAACCUCUUUAUGAAUGAGAGUAGCAUUUGCAAUUUUCUAACCAAUUCAUCCGAAAAGCCUUUUUUUAUUUGCUCUUAAGAACAAUGUUUACUCUGUCCACUGUUUGCUUUUCAAAAUAAAAAUUUACAAUAUCCUUGAUCGAUUUGUCAUAGAGGAGAUGAAAUGAUUCCGCUUUUUUCUUUCUCUCUUGAUUUACUUUGGAAUUUCUAGUUUUCUCGAGUAUUUUCUGCAUUUGCAAACACAAACAAAAUAAACUCGCCAUCAACGUCGCUGUUACUUUAGGCAAAUCACCCUCAUGCACAUAGACAUCUGCCCACUUCCAAUGAAAGCAUGUAUACGGUUACAGAGAGUGGUGCUCUUCAAAUGGAGCCUAAUCUUUACGAUAUUGCCUCAGGGCAAAAAGUGGAAACAUUCCGUCAAUUUUUAGUCACAAUCUUGCAUUUUAUGCAUGAUCAGGGAUGACUUGUAUAUCUCGCGAUGUAAAGUAGCUAAUCAGCUUUUUUACCAUAAACGUGAUAAAUUUUACAGGAAGUUUUAUUUCCAUGAAUCAAUUUCGCUUCUGUUGCACGUUGAUAUUAUAAGAAAGAGGUUUUGAAAUUAUGUGAUCUCUUCUUUCAAUAUGGCCGGUAAAGUUCGCCACUCGAACACCACAAUCUGUUUUAUCAGUAACUUCGACCAAACUUCAAACAAAACCUUAAUUUAUAAGCUAGUUCUUAAAUUAUACUCUUCUCCUGCCAAGUCGCUCAUUUGUAUUCGUGAUAUCCAGCUGAUCGUACCGGUAACCACUUAUUUUCCUGAGAUAACAUCGCCAACGCGCCCGGUGUUUUGUCCAAUUCCGUUUGAUAAGAAUACGUUUAACCUCCGCUUGGAAAAAAAAAAUGACAAAUAAGAAAGCCUUUGCGUUUGUAGUUCGUUGUUUUUUUAAUUUUCAUUUAAGAUUAGCUAAAGUAAAGUAUUUCGGGUUUAUGUUUCUGUGCCGUCGGGCCCUCUUUAGAGGGGAUAAGACUGGUUUAUCUGCUUCAAAGGUCAGAGUUUUUUAUGCUGAAAAGAAGGGACGGUACGUGAGUUAGUGCUCUCUAUCACGAAGCUUACAGUUAAUUAACCGAGGUGGGAGGCAUGAACGCACCGCUAAUCAGAACCAAGUUGUCUUAUGCGACUGACAGACAACCACCCAAGCCACUUUUUGAUAAAGUUCAUACAGAAUGGCAAAUCAACAGUAUGCCCUCUACUCUCCUUCUCUGCUAUUGUUUCCUUUUACAGAUUUCUUACAAUAGAAAUUUCUUAUUUUCUUUCGCUUAUUUUGCGAGACAGCUGUGGUUUUGUUACUACGUUUUCUCUUUAAAAGUUGCGCAGGAAAUUGACGCGCGGACGGCCAAAAUUGAUUCCCUCCCUCGCACAUGCGCGACGUUUGACCGCUGUGUUUGUGACGUGUCACUAAAAUAUGUUCUUCACAAGGCUCAGGGCAAGAAGGGCCAGCCCUUCCCUACUGAAUAAUGGCAGAAAUCUCAAUCUCCUUGAUUUACACUUAAUGUUAUUUUUCAGUUCGUAGCACAUCCAUUCUGUCAGCAUCUUGUCAUGAGCUGCGUCUUCAGAGGUGUUCCGUGGCGGACUCAGAGCAUCGCUUUUAGAAUACUUUACGUUCUAUUCCAAGUGCUGAUCUAUCCAAUGAUGGCUUUUAUGUAUUUCUUCUUUCCCUUCUUACGAAUAAGCCGUAAAAUCAAAAGACCCUUUAUUAAGUUCGUCAACCACACCACUUCUUUUGUCAUAUUUCUCUCUCUUCUUGCGGCAUCUUCUCACGAACAAUUUAAUAUACGCUUCGGUAAAGUACCAUCACUACUGGAGUGGAUCAUCCUCAUGUGGAUUCUCGGAAUAGCUUGGGGAGAGUGUAAACAAGUGUGGCACGAUGGCGUCUUAAGAUACCUGUCCAGUGGAUGGAACUGGAUGGACAUCGGAAUGAUUGUUUUAAUUCUCGGAGCCUACAUAGGAUGGUUUGUGCGAGCGAUUAUCGGUCGUUACACCAUCUUGGACGACACAGCAGACCACUUCCUAUUGAGUGGAGCCGACGGCUUAUACGCUCUUGGUGUGAUUGCUAGCUUUUUUCGCUUGGUAUACCUGUGUCAAAUCAGCCGGUAUCUCGGACUUCUUCAACUUAGCCUUAGUCGCAUGGUGCGAGUGAUAUUUCAGUUUGCAUUCAUCAGUGUAGUAAUGUUGAUAUCGUUUUCUGUCAGCAUGACUAUGUUGUACUCGUCUUCAUUUGAAGCGUACGGCCAGGAGAGGCCUGAAAGAAAUACCACAGAUGUCAUACAAAGUCUGAUAAGCAAAGGAUAUCACAGGUAAGCGAAUCGCUUCGGUUUGAUGGCGCCGAGUGUGUUACUGAUACCCUUCUGUGAUGAUAUAUCUGAACCACUCAAGAUAUCAUGGAAUCUAGUUAUAUAUAUAUGUAAGAAAGAAGCAAAAGUUUUUAAAUUUUUUUUAUAUAAUUGCAUAAUGGGUGAAGGGGAGGGAAGGAGGCUUUUACGUGAACACAGCUGAUUUCAGGCGACGAAAAUAUGUUGAUAAAGAGUGUGCCACAAAUGGUGAACAAAUUCUUGAACCGUGCAAUAUCAUCAACUUCUAUUGAGAGUAACACGAUGGUAUAACGUCACGCUAUAUGACUAGGAAGAAAGGGCUCAUAGGUGAGCGAGGGGGAAGGGGGGACUUAAAACUCUGAAAAAGGGCUAAUACUCAAAACGUCAGCUUUGAAAUCUUUACGGCGGCCAAUUUACGUUAUCAACUCUGCUGAUAGAACCAAAUUACCCUGUUAUACUCUCUCACCGACGCGUGCGCAGCACCACAGUUUCUUUCGAAGCUCACCUCUUUAUUCGUGCAAUAUGUAUAUUGUUUACCUUUCAGUCUGAUGACAACUAUGGUGACAAUGAUGUGGGCGAGUCUAGAUAUGGUAACACUUGAUAGUCUUCAGGUGUUCAAAGAUCAAAGUUUGAUUCAGAUUUGGAGCGCCAUUUUAUUCACGCUCUAUCACGCAGCAUCGCUCAUUGUUCUUUUAAACAUGUUGAUUGCAAUGAUGAGCAACUCAUAUCAACGAGUGGAGGUAUUUAAACCGUUGUUGGUAGAAUGCAUAGAAUAAGAACGUGUUCUCCCCGGAGAGUCUCGAUGUGGUGAUGGCUUUUACGGCUAACGGUUAAAAUUUUGCCCAUUUUACUGCUAACAAUUAAUUUCUUUCUAUUACGGUUUACAGAAAUAUUUUACAAAAUUUCAAUCAUUUCGAAAAGUUAGUUAUUCAUAAUCAAUAUUCUAAAACACAGUCACUUGCUCGCUUUUGACAUAGAGUAAUUUCAUAUUUUCCUUCAUUGGCCACAAGAAAAGACACAUGACAGUCUAAGAUUUUGACACUUUUAAAAUUGCAUAAUGUGUACAGAAAAUGUAUUUAUGGUGACUUUUUUUCUAUUGCACGGUUAAAAUUUGUCAAUUUUUUACACCUAACGGCUAACUUUUUCUGCCGAUUUACGGCUAACAGUAAAACUCAUUGAGACUCUCUUCAUUGAUUUGCUCAAAAGACAGUAAAGAUUUCAAGGGAUCUGGGGAAAGUCAUAUUAACAUUCGUUGACCUGGUUUUUUUUCAACCAAUCGAUCAAAAUUUGUAUAAAAAUUUAUAUCUUUACAGCAAAUUUCUUAUCAAAUGUCAUCAAUCUGAGUAAACAUGAAAACGUCACUUGCAAACAAAUGCUUUAUGAUCUUGGAAAAAAGACUGUCUCUAAAAUAAACUUCCUCAAUGGCUGACGGAAAUAGCUGUCUUCCAGAGGAAAUUUUUAAUAUGUUAGUAAAUAAUAGAAGUGGGCACUCAUUUUUCACCUGCUCAUUUAACUGACAAAUUUUCAGAUCCCUUGUUAUUCAGUUAACAAACACCUUUCUUGCGCAUAUCAACUCGCCAUUGAUUGCAGCUAAUUAGUCUCAAACCCAGACUUCUCUCGCUUUUUUUGUUUUCCUCUAUUUCUCUUAGGACAACAUUGAGACAGAAUAUAAGUUUGCUCGCGCCCAACUAUGGGCUGAUUACAUCGGAGACGGAGUUGCUACUCUCCCUCCCCCUCUUAAUCUCAUUCCUUCUCCGAAGAGUAUUGUGCGUUGGGCUUGUAAACUAACAAACAGAUGCUUUGGAGUUCCCAAGAGAUUGCCUUGUUGCACCAACGUAAGUAUUAAUUUUAUUUCAUUCACAGACUGAGACAUUGGCCUUCGGAAUUAAUUUAUAUUUUUGUACACAAAGCACGCUUUUUUUUCGUUCUAUAUUCAUCUGUAAAUACUCUGACUGAGGCACUAGCUAUCCCUAAACGUUUACUUAACGGCAGCUUAGAUAUAAGUUUAGGCUCAACUCAAGAUGUUUUUCACUAAAAUUUGCCCAUUACAACACUCUUUUAAUUGACAGUUGAAAAAAAACGAAACCAAAGUAAGUAGUACAGCUGAUCAUAACAAAGAAUAACAUUAUCAUUUGCCUAUGAAACUCUUCGUAAAAAAUGGCAAACCACCAAAAGCUCGGGAAAAUGCGGCUGACCGAGCCACGAUUGGUGCCCGUUUUGCGUCUGAUUGGUUGAGAGGAUGGCGCAAAGUUUUUCUGGACGAAUCACAGGGCGAAAUGAAGCAAAAACAAAAGUCUUGAGUCUUGACUACGAUAACAUAUUCUUCAGAACUCCCACGUCAAUUUGCAUCUCAGUGAAACAUUGUGGUUAUCUAAUCAUUUGGUUAUUAUUUGUUUAUUAAUCAUUAACGUUUUCUUGCACAUACAGGAACAAUUUCGUGUUUACCAUGAAAGCAACAUGGAUAUUGAACAGAAGAAACAAAACUAUCAGGUGCCCACGGCUUUAAAAUGAAUUAUAUAUAUUAUGACCGUAUGCAGUUUUUUUACCGAAAAAGCUCCCUUACGUUUUAUUUAGUGCUCGCAAAUACGACACUUAUCUUGAGAGAAUACGAUAAGGUGAGAGCCUCGAAUUCGAUUGUAGAGUGGAAUUAUGCUUGAAAGUAAUCAUGGGAAGGAAAACAAGAGUAACGGAAACGGAGGGAACUUUAAGUCUCAUCAACAUGGAUAAAUAGAAGUGGAAACGGCAUAUCAGCAUAGCCCUUUUGAAACAGCAAAUUCUGAGAACCAACUGCAUAAAUGGUAACAUUAGGUUGUCAGCAUGGAGAUUCGGGUUAUUUACUGAAAGUGCAUUAGCCCUUCAACGCCUGAGAGUGACUGGCAUUUAAUAUCUCCUUACAAUAUCACCCCUGAAUCUAACACGAGAAUAAAGGUAAUGAUUAUUAACUAAAAGGAGCCCUUGAUUGUCUGACUAAUUCUCCCUGUCGACACUUUAGGAAAUGUCUAGAGAAAGGUGUAGAGAAUAUAUAUACUGAUGUUAGGGUGUGAAGGAUUAAAGCAUUUAUUUUGGUCGCAUCAAAGAACAAAAGGUGGCGAAAAAUAUCGUAGCCUAGCUGAUUUCCAAUAUGCUUUCAUUUUCAAGAAUGUUGUCCGAGAGCUUAUCAGACGUUACUGGGCCCGGCGAAGACGUCAGAAAACCACUACAGAGAAUGCCAUUCCCGAUCACCUGGCUGCCAUGGCAACAGUUAGGGACCAGGUUUCCGACAUGUUGAGCGAAAUAAGGAAUAUCCUAAAAACAAAUAAACAAAGGAAAGAUCGAGAUCGACAUCAGUUGUCAGACGAGGGUCAUUUACAGGUAAAUAACAAUGAGCUGUCAGAAGUUACAUAGUGCAAUGUGUGUACGUAACUGGUUGAUGUAGACUGUAAGUCAAUUUAUUGAUUUCAUAUCUCUCAAAUGGACGGUAUCGGAUGGCGGACGUGGAAGAAUGUUGUCUUGGCAUGUUCAUAAUAUUUCUCAAUCGUUUGAAUCGCGUACUCGUGAGGAAUAUUGUCAGUACUAGAAGAUGAAAUUCGUAAAGGGCAUGUAACGUUCUGUUCAUUAUAUUUAUGCUACACAACUGAAUCAGGAAAAUUGUAAAACACAUUUUAAAAGCACCGAAUGCAGACAUCGCCUGCACGUAAAUUCAACUCGAAGAAAUGCUGGGUCUUUUGAGAUAAAGAAUAACACCAGUCCUCAUGACAAAAAAGGUUCAUACUUGGGAAAUUAGCUGGCAAAAUACAACAAAGAAAGGCUUUAGUUAAUUAUAAUUGCUCUUCUUUGCAGACGGGAGAGUCCUCCGCGGCCAAUGGAAAUCAUAAUCACGUACAGCUUUAAUCAUGAUCACUGAUAAAGAGACAUUUGGUUAUAUUUCUAAAAUACAUCCAGCUACUGAAAAUUACAACUUACAGUGAAAUUCUUUGAUGAACGAAAUGGUGAACUGAAAUAUUGAAUGAAAUAUUACAUGAAGUUGGUGCGUGAAGGCAACGAGAAAUUCUGUGGGAGGCAAAAUAUCUGUUCAUUCCUUGUGUGGAAUUAUUCUCUGGCGCGCUAUCGCAAAGUGUUUCUCUCUCUCUAGCGUGUGUGAGCAUGCCUUAAUCAUUAGCGCUUCAGCACCAGCAUUUCUUCAAAAAUAUGAGGUCUUGAGCAACGCGGAAGGUCUGUAAGGGAUCUAGCACUGAUGGCAGAUUCUUAGGCAACCUUUUCCCAACUCCUACGAUCCGUCUCAGAACUUCCCG